Onychostruthus taczanowskii (white-rumped snowfinch) is the source of this 3700-nucleotide messenger RNA. It is a transcript of the gene NEURL1, whose product is annotated as neuralized E3 ubiquitin protein ligase 1. Gene Ontology annotation, biological process: nervous system development; negative regulation of Notch signaling pathway. The record is from RefSeq and is a predicted model, not a curated record. The coding region runs from base 108 to 1826 and encodes 572 amino acids. NCBI's taxonomy places the organism in Eukaryota, Metazoa, Chordata, Aves, Passeriformes, Passeridae. The transcript is spliced from 6 exons. Gene Ontology annotation, molecular function: ubiquitin protein ligase activity. Gene Ontology annotation, cellular component: postsynaptic density; plasma membrane.
UCUCGGCACCCUCGGAGCCGCCGCUGCCCUCCGCCCUCGCCGGCACAGCCCGCGGGCAGACAGAGCUCGCGCGGUGCCGCCCGGCCCGGCCCGGCUCGGAUGCCGCCAUGGGGAGCCGCUUCUCCAGCAUCCCCGCGCUGCCCCGCGGCGGCCAGGGCCGCCUGCACCGCGCCCGCCACCACCGCCUCAAAGAUUCCAUUGGUGGGUCGUUUUCAACGUCCUCCCACCGAUGCCACCACAAGCAGAAGCACUGUCUCCCCAUCCCACAAUGUGGAACUUUGUCCAUCAGCCCUCUGCUUUUCCAUCCUCACACGAAGGGAUCCCAGAUCAUCAUGGACACAACACAGAAGGCAGUGAAGCGCCAGGCUAGCUUCUGCAAUGCCAUUACCUUCAGCAACAGGCCCAUUGUUAUUUAUGAACAAGUCAGGCUUAAGAUCACUAAAAAGCAGUGCUGCUGGAGCGGGGCUCUUCGACUCGGCUUUACUUCCAAGGAUCCAUCCAGGAUCAACCCUGACACUCUGCCAAAGUAUGCGUGCCCUGACUUGGUUUCCCAGAGCGGGUUUUGGGCCAAGGCUCUGCCAGAAGAGUUUGCAAACGAGGGGAACAUCAUAGCCUUCUGGGUGGACAAGAAGGGACGCGUUUUCUACCGGGUGAAUGACUCUGCUGCCAUGCUCUUCUUCAGCGGCGUGCGGACGGCAGAGCCCCUCUGGGCCUUGAUCGACGUCUACGGGCUCACCCGUGGAGUGCAGCUCUUAGACAGUGAAAUCAUCCCUCCUGACUGCCUGCGGCCCCGCUCCUUCACGGCCAUCCGCCGGCCCUCGCUGCGCCGGGACACCGAGGACACGCGCCUCUCGGUCAGCCUGUGCGACCUCAACCUGCAGGAGGACGCCUUCCACGUGACGGCCACCACCUGCCCCAUCCCGCAGAACUCCCUCAACUCCCAGCACUCCCACCUCCUCCCGUCCCAACUGGAGAGCGACCUCCGCUUCCACCACCUCCGGGGCCCCCAUGUCAAAAUCCUCGAUGACCAGACCGUGGCCCGCCUGGAGCACGCUCGGGAGGAGAGGACUUUGGUGUUCACCAGCAGACCCCUCCGGAUCAACGAAACCAUUUUUGUCAAAAUCAACAAGUCCAACGCCGUGCGCACGGGGACGCUCUCCUACGGGGUGACGUCCUGCGACCCCAGCACCCUGCGCCCCAGUGACCUCCCCUAUAACCCCGAAUCCUUGGUCGACAGAAAGGAGUUCUGGGCCAUCUGCCGAGUGCUGGUGCCCCUCCAGAGCGGGGACAUCCUGGGGUUUAUGGUGAAUUCCGACGGUGAGCUGCACUUGAGCCACAACGGUGCUGGCGUUGGCAUGCAGGUGUGCGCGGACUGUUCCCAGCCCCUCUGGAUGUUCUUCGUUUUGCACGGAGCCAUCAUGCAAAUUCGAUUGCUGGGUUCCACCAUCUUAGCGGAGCGGCUGGGAAUGUCGACAUCGAGCUCGCCCACAUCCACACCCAACUCCCCCACCGUCCUCUGCAGUGGUGUCUCUGGCCCCUUACUGUCUACGUGUGGCUCUGGCCCCCUCUGCAGCUCUAUCAGUGGCACAGCUCCCAACUCUCCAAGCAGCUUGCCUGAGUCACCCAUCUCCCCGUCCGUCUCAGGGACCUGGGUAGAUGAAUGCACCAUCUGCUAUGAGAACAUGGUGGACACAGUCAUUUACUCCUGUGGACACAUGUGUCUCUGCUAUUCAUGUGGGCUGAAGCUCAAGAAGAUGGCCAGUGCCUGCUGCCCCAUUUGCAGACGGGCCAUCAAAGAUAUCAUCAAAACAUACCGCAGCACUUAGAGCAGCAGCAGAUGCCGUGGUGGGGACUGGGCAUGAGGGGAGGAGGCUGUGAAACAGCACAGGUCUUGGUCUUUAUUCAUCACCCAGGAGAUUCAAAAGCCAUCACCCACCACCACCCUGACCUCCUCUUCCAUGGACAACAGAUGAGACAAGCUUAGAUGCUGCUCUUCUACCCCCCAAGCAAGCCCUGGGGCUGAACACCAGUGUCAGGGAAGUUGCUAUGGACUACUCUCCCUUGUGGAUUUUAAACUUUAUCUCAAAAAAUGCCAGCUGGUGCAAUCAUCCCUUUCUACACCAUGCACAGCAGAGGGGAAUCUCCACUCUUUAGCAUAGACAGCAAGUGGUAAAAGGUUCAGUGCUACACAUCUCCUUCCAGAGAUACCCCACAUGCGGAGACAGCUUAGCAGAAGAGAUGAGCAGUGCGUUUCUGUGGACAACCAGCUUUACCAGAGGAGGCUCCUUAGAAAGGACAGAGCAAGGCAAGCAUUGACCCAGCGAGGGAGGAGCAGUGGGCACAGUCACAGCAGAGAGGCUGGGGCCAGUGCAGAAAAUAACCCAAGAUUUGUGAAGCAACACCCAACCCAUAUCUGCAGACAGAAGAGCAGACCCAUGGCAGCUCUUGGGGGCUGUCCCCAACUCCUCCGUUGCCAUUCUCUGACAGAGGCUUUCAUGGUGGUUUUGGCAACAAACACUGGCAACAGCUCUGCUCCCUCCCAGCAGCGUCAGCCACCUCCUGUCACCACCCUGUCACACGAGGAGUGGCUCCCAAACCCCAUCACCACCGACCUGUGUGUGGUCUCCAGGCAGCACGAGGGAUCCAGCAGCAUUUCUUCUCCCAUGGGCCUGUGGGAGAGGGAGACAUAACUCCCUCACCUUUCUCCCCCUACCAUCCAGACAGCAUUUGUGAGGAAAAACCACAGCCUCACCGGGGAAGAAUGUAUAAACCCACACGUCUGUGGGUUACCUUUACUGGUAACUUUAUCACUGUGCUUUAAGACAAAACCAGCCAGGUGGUACUCAGCUCUUCUCAGCCACACCGGCAGGACAUGGCUGUCCUUACGUGUUAGGAAGUAAGGAAUGAGAGAAAGAUAACUUGAGUGGUUUGGUUUGCUUUUGUUUAUUUAAACAGAUCUCCUUCUCUCCUGCCUGAGUCAGGAACGUGGCUGUGCCCAGCAGGGACAGUGGUGGCCCCCUUGGUUGCCAUGCAAACAUCUGCUGCUCUGCCAUGGCCACGGGUGUGACCCUGGGCUGCUGGCCCUUGGGUCUGGGCUGUGUGGCUUGGCAGCAGCAGGAGCUGUCUGCCUCCCUUCCCAACCCAGCCUGCUGCCUUCCUGGGCUGCAGGGGAGGGAGGGAGGGACUGUGUCUGGGUCCUGAGGGGAGGCCAGGGCUAGGGUGCCAUGGCAGUGGAGUUUUCCACCACCACAUCACCCACAUGGCCAGACCAGGGAAGGCCAUGGAGUCACACCCUUCCUGCUGAGCUUUUCCUUUUCACCUGAGCAUUUGGCCAGUGAUGGGAUAGGGGGGAACAGUGUGGUGCAGGGAUAACACUAUUUAAUGCACACAUGCACUUGCUGCAGGGGACAUCAUGCCCCCCACCCCCAGCAGCAGGUGGGUUUUUACCCCCCACACUGGCAGAUCCUAAAAACACCUGGAAAACACAUCCUUGCUCUGUCUCUCAAGGAGACGCAAAAAGAGACUACUCACUGGGGAGCACAUUGUAGAGCCUUUCCCUGAGGGUGCCACCAUCACUGCAGCCUAGCCAGGGGCCUGCAGCUCCCCCCAGCCUGCCCUGCAGGCAGCACUAACUUGAAUGCUGAUACUCUGGGUGACAGGGAUUUGUGUUCUUUCCUGGCAUACCUCUGAUGUACAAACC